This is a messenger RNA of Stylophora pistillata, 4312 nucleotides long. Its product is annotated as MAGUK p55 subfamily member 7. The record is from RefSeq and is a predicted model, not a curated record. Gene Ontology annotation, molecular function: protein binding. NCBI's taxonomy places the organism in Eukaryota, Metazoa, Cnidaria, Anthozoa, Scleractinia, Pocilloporidae.
UGAAAUUUUGCAACUCAUCUGUAUUUUAUCCUUAAUCUUACUUUUCAGAUACCGCUCUUUUUUUCAUAAAUGAAUUAACCAUAUAUCUCUCCUUGACGACGGAUUUAUUGAUACUGUACUCAGCGCUGAAUAAAUGUUUACUCAGUAGUUAUUUGACUAACCGAGCCUAGCUUGAUAGGAAUUAAGAAUAAAUUAGAUCGUUGAUUUGUUUUUGAGCGCUUGCAAAUUCUAGAUGGAUCUCACUACGAACACGUUCAAACCGAAUAUCUUUUCUAACUAAAAAAAAUGUCGUACAUCUUCCAAGCUAAAGACGUUGACCCAACCUUCCAAAGGCUCUUAUCUUGCUUAGAACAGAUUCGUCACAAGUUUGAUAACCACCAAGAUCAAGUUGACAUCCAGUUUUUUGGCAGCAGGAAAGACUUUUGGAAAUUUUUUGAGUUCCAUAACAAUGAGAAGGAAAAACUUCACGAUGAAGGCAAGAGAGCAGUUGAUUUUGCAGACCAGGUUUUGGCAAUUCUCGUUCCUCUUGCAAGUACCAACAAGGAGAUACAAGAGCUGCAACAUAUCCUAAUGCAACCACACUUUAAGGGUCUUCUUCAAGCAUAUGAUUCAAUACAAGCAGGUGAUUUCUCGUCAGUAAUCUUUGGGGAUGAAUUAGGAAUAGAGCCAGUAUUAACUGACUUGGGUUCUGAGCCACAAAAAGAAGACUUUGGUCAAAUAAUCUCCGUAGAGCAUCAUCAGGGAAAUGCUGGAGGCAAUGACAAAAGCAUAUUGUCUGCUGAAAAGACUGUCGCUACAAUUGUUAUUGAUUGUGUUGAUUGUGGAGUUGAUAGUGAUCAUCAUUUAGAAACGAAAGAUGUUGAUGAAGCCGAAGGUAAUAAAAUCAGGAAUGUGGUAGGGAACUUUACAGAAAAGGGCAAUGAUGACACAGAUCUCUUGUGGUUAGACACAGAUGAGAUUGAUGGAAAUGAAAUAGAGGUGUCAGAGAACUUUGCAGAUAAGAAAAAAGAUGAAACAGGUCCACUUUGGUUGGACAGGCCAACAGUUCCUCAAACCUAUGCCACUGAUCACAUCCUGGAAGUAGAGGAACAAAGCAACAACAAAGAUAUCCCUCCAGAAACUGAUAAAAAAAAAGAUAUCCCUCCAGAAACUUACAACAAAGAGACACACAUCAGGGAUUUUCCAAUUGCAACAGAAAUUGAAAAAGACAGGUCUGACAUGGCAGCUGCUUCUGAAAAGAAUGGUCUUAAAGAAAAACAACUCAAAGAAAUGGAGUGCUCUAUUGAAAAUGGCAAUAUAGAUGGGAUUAUGCCUCAGUACAGUAAGAGUGCUGUCAAAACUGUCAUCUUGUUUAGGAAUUCCAAAGAAACCCUUGGAAUCACAGUUAAAGCUGUUCACAGCGAUGAAAACAAGGAGAAAAUUAUUGUUGCGAGAAUUUUAAGUGGAGGUUUAGCAGAUAACUUUGCUUCCCUGUUUGAGGAUGACGAAAUAUUAGCAAUCAAUGGUAGAAGUGUGGAUAGAAUGACUGCCAAUCAAGUUGCAGAGGUCAUGGAUGGAAUAACAGGGAGUAUUGAAAUAAAGGUUUUACCAGCCAACAAAGAUAAGAAACUUACCAAAGAAACUAAGGUCAGUUUAAGAGCAUUCUUUGACUAUAAACCACUGCAAGAACCACUAAUACCCUGUAAGGAAGUGGGUGUUGCCUUCAAGGCAGGUGAUGUGCUACAUGUGGUGAACAUGGAUGAUGCCAAUUGGUGGCAGGCCAGAAAGGAUGGCUGCAAUCAUGACAAAGCAGGUCUCAUUCCAAGUAAAGAUUUUCAGGAAAGAAGACAGCAGUUUAAUAGAAUUUCUUCCACAAAUGAUGUCACUACUCAAAAAGACAAAAAUGGAAAACUCACUUCACCAUUCAAGAAAAUGAAGAAAAAAGCAGACUCUAAUAAAGUGCUUUGCAAUUUCUUGAAAGAUAUACCAAUUCUUGCUUGGCCAGCAUAUGAACCAGUGGCAAAAUAUUUGCAAAGACCAGAGAAAAAGCGUCUGCUUUUAUUGAUUGGAGCUCCAGGUGUGGGAAGGAAUGAGUUAAAGAAGAUGCUAUUGUCUAGCAGUCCUGAAAGAUUCAUAACAACAGUUCCUCACACGUCCAGACAUAUGAAGAGUUAUGAAGCAGAUGGCAAGGAUUAUUUUUUUGUAUCAAGACAAACUAUGGAGAAUUUUAUCCAGAAGAGGAAAUUUAUAGAAUUUGGAGAAUAUAAAGGUUGUCUGUAUGGUACUUCAAAGGACUCUAUAACCAGAGCUAUGAAAUCCAGGAAGACCUGUGUUCUUAAGGUACAACCUGAGGUGAUGCUACUUUUACGAACAGCAGAGUUUAAACCAUACUGUGUCUUUGUGAAGCCUCCUCCUGUAAAAGAACUCCGCACUACAAGACUGACAGUGCAGGCAAAAAACAAGAAGGCUUCAGAUAAGUCCUCUGUUAGGACAUUUAAGGAGGAGGAGUUACAAGAAAUGAUCAGUACUUCUAGAAUGCUGGAAGAGACUUAUGGGAGAUUCUUUGACCUGACGAUAGAAAACAAGGACAUUGAAGAAGCUUAUGUCAGCAUUGUAGACACAUUUGAAAAUCUAGAGCAGGAAGAGCAGUGGGUCCCUCUGGACUGGGCACAACAACACUAAAAGAAGAUCCAACAUUUUAUGUAACUAUAAACUGUAUUUGAGGCCAAUUGUUUCAUGGCAAUACUAGUAUCUAGUGCACUCAACCAUUAAAGGACAUUUCUAUAGAAACUUAACACAACAGUACUGUAGUAUUACAGCACUAUGACAGGAGGUUCGCUUCAAUUUUUGUUUCAAAAUGUAGUUAAAUCACAAUUAAAUCUUGAACUUCACAGAAUGUCAAUUUAAAUUUUGCUUUGCAUGCUUACUACAAAUUGAUCAUGAGUCUACUAUGUAAAACUUGGUACUCAUUAUAGAUACAAGGUGUUGAAGUGAGCUGUCAAAAUGUCAUAAAUUAUAGGAGAUGAUGCAUUAGACUACAAGUCUAUCUAGUGAAGUUUGCUGCUCUAGUAAAAAAAAAAAAAAAGUCAUUGAAAAAAAGUAAUGAUAGCAAGCUCAGCAGAGCUCUGGAAGCUUCACUCCCAGAGUUCCAGGUGGCACACUAACUAAUUGUUUUCCAAUAUUUAUUUUUGCUUACUCAAUGGUCUAGUCAAGUCUAUUGGUAAAUGAAAACUGUAUAAUGAUAUUGUUUUAUAAGUUGCCAUGUUCUCUCCUAUUUUCUUUGAUUCUCUUUCUUGACCACGAACCUGACACAUGUUAGAAAAGACUGAAACAGUUCAGUUCAAUUUUGGGGAUGUACAAAUUGCAACUGUGGUAUACAAAAUUUUCUUCUUUUCUUGUUCCAAUCGCUCCCCCUUCCCCCUUCCCCCUAAAAUGAUGUGAUGCUGAGCUUGAAUUCAUCUGAAGCCACGUUGAAGAUUUUUUCACAGAACAUGCCUUCAUAAGGGUUACGGGUAAAUUGAUAGUUCAUCAAAUUUUAUUUUGAACCAGGCUCCACAAGUUUAAGGAUGACCAAACAGAAUUCUAAAACUCCUUAAUCCCUGACAUUGGUGCGCAUAAUCUUUACACUCUUUUCUUUCACAUUUCCUAAUGUGCACACAAGGAGAAUUUGUUUCUUAAUCAAGAGCUUCUUUAGUUAAUAAUAAUUACAAUAUUUUAACAGGGAUCCCACUUCACCAAAAGGUGUAGUUGUAGAUCAUUUAAUUUAUUUGUGUAGCCUUGCUGUGUGAUUUGGAGGUGAUACUGCUACUCACUGUAGGGGCGUAGCCAGGAUUUUUCAAAGGGGGUGUCACAGAGGCUACUCACCAUUUACACUGCUGCUCUCCCGCGUGUAUCAGCGGGCUGUCGUAUUGUCGCGGCAUGAAAGCCCAUAUUAACUAAAUGCAAGAGUCGAUGAAAAUACUUUACAAAAAAAAAACAAAUUUUAAAAAAGUGAGCUUUUCACCAAUGGCUUUUAAGGCCAAGAUAUUGUCAGGGCGUUUUUCCACCUGAAUAUUGUAGGUUGUUUGCUCUAAAGACCUACCAAGGGGGGGUCACAGGCACCCCAAGACCCCCCCUGACUACACCCUUGCACUGUUUGGGGUCAAAGAAUUAAAGGAGUUGAUGUAGAUUUGAAUUGACUGUUUAGGUGAGUAACAAUAAUUGAGUCUCAAUUUUUAUUAGUAAAUUUGGGUAAACUCCACCUAGGCUUAGAUAUGACAUAAUUGUCCAUAUAUUCACAUACAUCAUACAACAUACCAUAAAUAUAUGGCAAAUAAAAAGAUUGAUUUUUUUU